This is a messenger RNA of Maylandia zebra (zebra mbuna), 3876 nucleotides long. It is a transcript of the gene niban2b, whose product is annotated as niban apoptosis regulator 2b. NCBI's taxonomy places the organism in Eukaryota, Metazoa, Chordata, Actinopteri, Cichliformes, Cichlidae. The record is from RefSeq and is a predicted model, not a curated record.
UUUAACGUAACGUGGCUGCACGGCAGAAGUUCUCCUCCUACUUAGGAGGGUGUGUCUGUCCGAGAGAAAAACGCACAGUUCUUACACAGUUUGAACUUCCUUUCGACAGCUUCGACUUGAGUGUUUGGUACCACCCGUUAUUACUGACGCUGCAGUCAUUUCAUGAGCGGACAGGGCUGCUGUGGCAGGAGACACGUCUCUAUAGACUUUAUUGUUUGUCUUAAAAAGUAGUUGUCGGUCUGACGCAGCGUUCGCGUGGGACGCUUCACUGAUCAUGGGGGAUGUGAUUUCUAGUCACCUGGAUGAAGGCAAGCGGGAGAUUAUCACAGCUCGGACCGGAAAGGUGAUUGCUGAGUUUGGGCGUUUGUAUGAGCAGCAGUACGCGGUAGCUCUGUUCAACAAAGUUCGCUUUGACGUAGAGGGAGGAGGAACCCUGCAACCUCAGCUGCUUCACCGCAAGAUUCCUCUGGAGAACAAGGCCAUUUUUUCAGGCUCCCUCUUCCAGUACUUGGAGGAAAACAAGAAAUGGAGGAACCACUUCCUUUCCAUCCCAGACUCCCAUGACGUCAAGUACUACGACAGCAAGGCGUCCCAUGACAGACUCCUCCAUCCCAAAGGAACCAUCAGCUGUGCCGGGUAUAAAGUCCUGACAUCUAUGGAGCAAUACCUGAAUCUGAUCAGCAACAGCUUGCCAGGUGUUAAAGCCAAGGUGGGAAGUUCCCCCUUUCUAAAGUGUGCCACUCCGUACCCUCUGAUAAUGUGGCACCCUUAUGCCCGCCACUACUAUUUCUGUGUGACGACAGAGAAAGAGCAGAAGAAGUGGUAUAUGGUACUCCAAGACUGUGUCAGACACUCCAACAAUGGUUUGUCAGAUGAGAAAAAAGUUCAGACACCAGCCUUCACUAAUGCAGUGCGACUCUACCGUCAAGCUCAAGGCCAGUAUGGCACCUGGGAAAUGAUGUGUGGUGCACCGUCACAGAUCUUGUCUAACCUGGUGAUGGAGGGCCUCCUCUCGGAGCUGAGAGACCUCAUCUCCCCCCGCCUCAAAGGCAAACUCCAUGAGAGACAAAGGAACUGGAUACUGAUCAGUGAUGCUGUGUACAGCCUGGUGCAGGCGCAGUGCCAGACGCAGUAUGAAGCAGUGUUGCAGAAGUGUGAGGCUAACCGCUCUUCUUUAGAGGCCUCCAUACGAACAGACGUGGACCAGAUCAUCACAUCCAAGGAACACGUGACCAACAAGAUCAGAGCCGUGGUUCUUCCUAAAGCAGAGAAGCUGCUGAAGGUGAGCAUUCAGCCCUACAUCAGCUCCAUCCUAGAGGCCCUGCUGGAGCCCACCAGCCGAGGGUUCUUCGAGGUCCGCGAGGUUUUCUUCCGAGAGCUGGUGGACAUGAGCAAAAACGUCCUGAAUGAGGGCACUAAGGAGAUGGUGGCACAGCACAUGGAGAAGAUCUCAAUGCUUGCCUUCCAUCCAGUGAAGAUGUGCAGCUGCUAUGAAAAGGUGAUGCAGCUGAGUCUGGAAGGUCUGGAUCAGAGAUUUGACAUCUCGAGCCCCUCGGUGUUCAUCCAGAGGGUCCAGAUCCUCAUGAGAGAGCAAAUGGACAAUGCUGUUUAUACAUUUGAGCAGAUCCUUCACCAGAGUCUGGAGUCUCAGGGCGGUGAGGAUCUCUGUAAGACUAUCCAGCGCUGCCAGGACAGAGUUAUCAAGAAGUUUGACUAUGACAGCAGCACAGUGAGGAAGUGUUUCUUCCGCGAGGCUCUCUUGCAGAUCUUCAUCCCCUACAUUCUAAAGCAGCUCAACCCUUGCUUUGUAUCUGAGUUGCCACGCUUUGAGGAGCUCAUCUUCGAGGACUUUUCCCACUUCAUCCUGGUAGAAAACAUCUUUGAAGAGGUUGUGCUGCAGUCAGUCAUGAAGGACAUUAUAAUGGCUGUAAAGGAGGCGGCAGUCCAAAGGAGACACAAUCUGUACAGGGACAGUAUUGUUCUGAGCAACAGUGACCCCAACCUGCAUCUGCUUGGAGAUAAUCCCUCCAUCGACUGGGCGGGACAGUACGGAGGCGACCAGGAGGAGGUGGAUGGGGCAGAGAAUGAUGCCGAGUACAAUGGUGAGGUGGAAAGUGUGACGUCCCGGAAGAAGAAAAGAGUGAAGCAGGUGGUGUCCUUGAUCCAGACGAACGGCACCGCUGUCCUGCCUAGCGAGUCAUGCCUGGAGGUGCCUGGUGUUGAAGACAUACCAGAGGAAGAUGGAGAGGGGCGGAAAGAGAAUGGAGCUGGGGAGGAGAACUCUGAAAACAAACCUUUGUGUGACCAGAAUGGAUUUGCAAGUCUCAAAGCCUCCACAGGGAAGCCAGAAGACGACAACGAACCCGAGGAGCAGCAGAAAGAGGAAUUCCAGGCGACCGAGUCUGCUGGAGAGGGAGAGGAAAGUCAGGCUGUGGCAGAAGAGCAGCCAUCAUCCAAGCAGGAGGAGUCGGAGGUUUUACUCCUGCCUCCUGCUGCAGCAGCACAAAAGGAGUCUGAGAUUCAGGAGACGAGCGUCGCUGCAGGAGCCCAGCGACUAAAGUGAAUCCUGCCCGCUUCUUUUUGCUUUUCCCGUUUAUACCAAGUUUAAGACACUAAAUACCUUUUUUAACCACAACAACCCAAACUUUGUCUUCACCUGGUAGAAACAUGAGCACCGUCUGUGUGCUGUGUAUAAAUGUGACAAGCUGCAAGAGCGCCAGGAUCGAGGUGCCUUCAAGAAGCUGGAUGUUUUCUGUGGUUUGACCUUCAAUCGGACUUUUCUAACUGCGUGAUUCAAACUGUAAGCAUUAAACUGUCACUGAGUGAUGAGCAGCUUAAAGAACGUGUGACAAAAGAAUGAAUCCUGAGUGCAGACGAUCGUGUCCAUGUCAGCACGAGUUUGUUUUGUGGUGGUGGGAACGGCACCGUUUUACAUCAGUAACAAGAAAGAUUUUAUUAACUGUCAUUUUACAUCAUUUUCUAUCAUUUCCACACUUUUUCAUUUUUAGAUUGAAGUUUCUGAAGCAAAUGAUUUAUUGGUAAUAAAUUAUCGAUCAAAAGUAUAUUUGUCAUCGUUUCUGUUGCCACGUGCACACCAAGGUUAGUAUAGGGAACUAAACAAAACUUAAAACUUUAAUGAGAAUUUUAUUUCAGUUAGUAAAAUGUAAACAGUGAGCGGCGUACAAACUGCUCCUGGACAAUAAGAAACACAAGCGUCACCACACAUAAGCUGUUCCAGGUGAUCAGGACGUUUCUCACGUCCUUUCCACCUAAGAACUACAUCACGGCAGGAUGGAGGUGUCUCUGUGUACAUGCAUAGACUAAGGUGACAGGUAAUGGGUGUGAAUGUGUAACCCAUAUUUCUAAUGACCUGAAUCCUGAAGAACGUCCCUGUAGAGACGAGCAGAAUGUCAACUGUUCGUUUCACAACAGAAAACUUUCUGUUCAACUUGGAAAUGAGCAAAAUCUGAGGCUAUGAUUUUCUUUAAUGUUUGACAUUUAGGUGUUUUUACGGAGCAGUUCUGCGUCGUCCUCCAUCCUUUGCUCUGGUUUGAAUCUCUGUUACUCAUCUAUUGAUCGCACAAAUGUUCCACGUCUUCUUUUUGUGUGUUACACUUAUUAUAAACACAUCCCCGCGUCACUGUUGGUAGAAAACUAAAGAAUUGAAACUGUAUUUGCCUUUGCAGUUUGCACUUUCUGAACAAUAUUCCCUGGAUUCAAAUCAACUGUGGAGAAUCUUUUACUGCAUAAAGUGUUUUUAAACUGUAGAUUUUAUGAGGUUGACUUGAACAACCCUCUGUGCACUUUUCCACUGUGUGCUGUAUUUCACUUUUUAAACUCUGAGCACAAAUAAACUGAGGACAUUUUUCUCCAGUA